Sphaeroforma arctica JP610 is the source of this 239-nucleotide messenger RNA. RefSeq lists its product as hypothetical. The record is from RefSeq and is a predicted model, not a curated record. The annotation marks the transcript as partial. Lineage: Eukaryota; Ichthyosporea; Ichthyophonida. The transcript has a single exon.
AUGUCUGCGGGGAUUGGGUACGCCGCGCAGAUCCCGUUUUUAAAGCGGGACAGCAUUCUGGACAACAUUGUCUUUGGGCGAAGGUUCAGUCGCGAGCGGUACAUGCAGGUGCUGUACGAGUGUGACCUGGUCGCAGAUAUUCAGGACAUGCGAAGAACACCUACAGACAGCCCUGCGCCCUUGACUAGUCCUAUUCCCGGGGUGGACAUCUCGUCGGGCGAGCAGGGGUCGCACCUAAG